GGUGGCUUGUGUGUUGCUCUGUUUCUGGAAGCCACACCACAGAUUUUUCAAAUACCAGUAGGGUCACUCAUGGUGGACAGGUUUCAUUGGAGCUUCCAAACUAAGACAGACUAGGAAGAAAGGCCUGGCAAUCUACUUCUAAAAAUUAACCAAUGAAAACCUUAUGGGUCACAGUAGAACACUGGCCAACUCACUUGCUUUGGACAUGUCAUCAGGAGGGUUUAGCCACUGAAGGAGGACAUCAUGUUUGGUGAAACAGAGGGUCAGUGAGGGCAUGGGAGACCCUCAGUAAGAUGGAUUGGCCCAGCUGCAAUAAUGGACUCAAACAUGCUGAUGAUGGUGAGGAUGACACAGGACCAGGCAAUGUUUCAUUACCUUGUAUAUAAGGUCGCCAUUAGUUGGAGUUGACUCAAUGGCAGCUAACAACAACAACAAAAAAAAAACAACAAGAACUAUAAAAUUAAGUACAUGUCAGUUGCCUCAGUAUGUUUCUUUGAAUGUGACCCAAUGUCAAAAUUAAGCAACAGAGGCACCAGGGUUUAUUGAGGAAAUACACUGAAAUCAUUAGGAUGUGGGACUCUGACCCAGAUACUCUAAGAGCUGAAGACCCAUGGUGGUUUGACUGACUCAGAGUCACAGAGACAAUGAGAUGGAUGGGACAUAUGGCUAGUUCUGACUAUUGGAAUGUGGAUGGAAGUGAUGUGCACUGCUUCCAGCCCUGGCCCUUACUAAAUCUCGCAUACACAAUCCUCCUCCUUUCCUUUUAUGGUCAUCUUUGAGGCCGUUUGUUAGAGAUGGCAAAGCUACAAGAUGGACAGUGCCUUGUCCAACCGUGAGCAUCUGCUUUGGACUUUAUGUGAGUGAGUGAAAAAUAAACUCUUAUUUUGUUAAGUCACUGUGAUUUUGGGAUUUAUUUGUUAUUACAUCAUAGCCCAGUCUACCAUGACUAAUACCCUCUGUUUCCAAACAAUAAACACAGAAGUAACCUUUCUGCUACACUCACUGCCUAAAUACACUACUAGCUGCUAUUUCUUCCCUUACACUGUGGGCGAAACAGCAGUUAAUCCUUAAUGAAUAUGGUCCUCUCAUUUCCAACAUGUUUUUAAACAAUAUUAAAAUCUUAAAGAUACCGCUUCUGGCAAAGGGAAGAGGAGAUAAAGUAUUGGAGCCAUUUAGUGGUAAAUCACCAGCACAUACCAAACAAUGGUGGAAUUUUUUUAAAGUCAGUUCAUGUUUUAUAAGGUUAACCCCUGAAUAUUGUUGUUGUUGUUAAUUGCCGUUGAGUCAUCAUCCUCUGACUUAUGGCAACCCUACUCGCAAUGGAACAAAACACUGCCUGGUCUUGUGCCAUUGUCACGAUUGGUUGUGGAUUGGACAGUUGUGAUCCAUAGGGUUUACACUGGCUGAAUUUUGGAAGUAGAUCAGUAGGCCUUUCUUCCUAGUCCGCCUUAGCUUGGGAGCUCUGCUGAAACCUGUUCAAGCAUCAUAGCAACACGUGAGCCUCCACUGACAGUUGGGUCAUAGCUGCACUUGAGGUACAUUGGCUGGGAAUUGAACCCAGGUUUCCUGCAUGGAAGGUGAGAAUUCUACCACUGAAACAACAAUGUCCCCAUAGUCCAUGAAUGAGUGAGUCUUUAGCUUACUUUCCUCUGCACUUGCGUCUUUUUGUUUACACACUAGUUUUUAGUAUUUGUUUUUAUUUAAACAUUUCGCCUGGUUUCAGAUUCAAGGAGCAUUACCUGAGGGGGGAGGUAUUUGGGCUUGGUAGAUACAGAUUGCGUUUGGGGCUAUGAACCCCCCAACUCCCACCCAAGUUGGUAGGUAUGAUGUCUGGAACUGGAUCUUGGGGGAGAACCUCCCCCAGAGUUGUCUCACCUUUGCCACCUGCUAGCCUUCUACCUUGGUGAGGCAUUUGAUUAUGAUUCUUCUCAUGGAUGUGAUCUUGCUUUUUCUUCCUUGUCACAGGUAAAAUGGAGACUUUCCAACAGUUGCUUACUGUCUGCAUGACUUUUGAUAAGCACUUUAACUUCUUUGGGACGCUACUAAUUUCCUUAUUUGUAAAAUCAAAUAAGAUAAUACAUACGCGCAUCAUCUAAGUUUUUAGCAUGGCUUCUGAUAUGUAGUAAUUACUCGAUAGUAACUAUUUUUAUUGAUAUUAUUACCAGUGACAAUAUUAUUUUUUGUUUUCUCUCCAGUUUUUUCUUAUUUUUAUUUUUUUAAGUUGUGCAUUUCUGAUGCGUCUUCAUGUUUUGCCUUUUGGGGCGCCUCAAAUUUGAAACUUCCAGAUCAUGAGAGUGUUCUGAGUAGAUUUGUCUCCAUAAUGGUAGGCUCAGGAUAGAAAUUCAAAGGCUAAAUACUAUUUGGUUCACUCAGAAUAGUCUCUUCAUUUUUAACUUCACCAUCAGGUUGAGCUGUGCUCAAGAGGGAAGAGAAGCUACACAAAUCCACCAAGAGUAGAAAAAUGAGUCAUCACUUUUAUUGCUUUGCUUCCUUCUUUUUCUCCAGAGAUCACAUGAGUAAGAAAAGGGCUGGAAAGGCAGCAGUAUAAAGGUAAGACAGUGACAGUCAAGGGGGAUUCAUUGUCUGAAACUUCACUUGCUUGGCCACUGUUGAAACCCUGGUGGCCAGUGGUUAAGAAGAGCUGGGCUGCUAACCAAAAGGAACUGGUGAAAGCGGAAAAAGCACCUUUAUCAAGCAGAUGAGAAUUAUCCACGGAUCUGGUUACAGUGAUGAAGACAGAAAGGGGUUCACAAAGCUGGUUUACCAAAACAUAUUCACCGCCAUGCAAGCUAUGAUCAGAGCCAUGGACAGCCUCAGGAUACACUAUGUGUGUGAGCAGAAUAAGGAAAAUGCCCAGAUCAUCAAAGAAGUGGAGGUGGACAAGGUGUCAGCGUUAUCCAGGGCCCAGGUAGAGGCCAUCAAGCAGCUGUGGCAGGACCCCGGAAUCCAGGAGUGCUAUGACCGCAGGAGGGAGUACCAGCUUUCGGACUCUGCCAAGUAUUACCUGACUGACAUCGACCGAAUCGCCAUGCCGUCGUUUGUCCCGACGCAGCAAGAUGUGCUUCGGGUCCGAGUGCCCACAACUGGCAUCAUCGAGUAUCCCUUUGACUUGGAAAACAUCAUAUUUCGGAUGGUGGAUGUUGGUGGCCAGCGAUCGGAAAGACGGAAAUGGAUUCACUGCUUUGAAAGUGUCACUUCCAUUAUUUUCUUGGUUGCUUUGAGUGAAUAUGACCAGGUCUUGGCUGAAUGUGACAAUGAGAACCGCAUGGAAGAGAGCAAAGCCUUAUUUAAAACCAUUAUCACCUACCCCUGGUUUCUGAACUCAUCUGUGAUUUUGUUCUUAAACAAGAAGGAUCUUCUGGAAGAGAAAAUCAUGUACUCUCAUCUAAUUAGCUAUUUCCCAGAAUACACAGGACCAAAGCAAGACGUCAAAGCUGCCAGAGACUUUAUCCUGAAGCUUUAUCAAGAUCAGAAUCCCGACAAAGAGAAAGUCAUAUAUUCCCACUUCACGUGUGCCACAGAUACAGAGAACAUCCGCUUUGUGUUUGCUGCCGUUAAAGACACAAUUCUACAACUGAACCUGAGGGAAUUCAACCUAGUGUAAAAGCUGCUGCCCACUCCUCCAUCACCGAAUACAUGAUUUAGAAGCUUCUCUUGUUUAUUUGCAAAUGCUCUGACAUCACCUGACCCAGCCCACUGUGCCAGACGCCAAGGGUGUCGCGCAGGACGGAGGACAGAGAUGGGCUAUGCAGCUUGGAAGAGAUUUGAGUUUACCAAAACCUUUUUUAAAGCCUUUAUUCUCAAAUUGUUCUUCUAGUUCUUUUUCUGACUUUUGGCUGUAAAUUUCUGUGUUAUUUUUGAAUUUGAUAUUUUAUAGAAUUUUAAAAAGCCACUGUGAUUUACUUUAAGUGUGUUUAAUAAUAACCAUUAAAAAUCAUGUAACAGCUUUUACUCAGAAGGGCCCAUUAAUUUACAGAUCAUGCCUUAAGACCACUAAUUAACUUGGGUGACUUUUUUUUUUUUUAAAGAAUAUUAAUGGGUUGAAGCUUUUUAUUAAAUUUUGCAAAUUAGAGACAUUCUGAAUUGAGUUUUUCUCUCCUAAUGCUAAAGUAUGACUUCUUUAACAUGCUACCAAAGAUUUUUUUUAAAAACAUUUUUGUGUUAACUUUCUAAGCUAAAUUAAUGAAUAUAUCAGUACAUCUUAGUUUUGACGUGAUUUUAUCAUCAUGAAGCCAACAUUCACAUAUGGUAGAUGGGCUCUAGAUUGCAUAUACAUUAUAUUGGUGAAAAUGUAUAUAUAUAUAUUCCAAUGUAUAUGACCAGGUCUUGGUAAACUUGUGAAACGGCUAAAAGUCCAAAUUGUUUAAUGAAUGUUAUGUAACCCCUGCUACCAUUCUGAUGGCCAUCACAGAUUUGUUAUGUUUGAACUAUGCUGUGCUUUUCUGAGAAGGUUAAGAAUAUACCAUUGUAUUAGCACUGAAAUAUCUUGUGUUUCUUUGAGCUCACAGUUAAUUGAUGGUUCUGCUCCUAAGAUCAAAUGCUGUGACCUAAACAGUUAAUAAAUCAGGAACUUUCCUAAAUUUUCUUCCUUGAGGCAAGUCCAUAUUCAUCAUCAUGUCUGGUUAGUAGCUGGUUCUACAAAGCAGAGGCAGAAUCCCCUGAAAAGUACAGAGU
Molecule: messenger RNA, 4674 nt
Organism: Loxodonta africana (African savanna elephant)
Lineage: Eukaryota; Metazoa; Chordata; Mammalia; Proboscidea; Elephantidae
Gene: GNA14
Product: G protein subunit alpha 14
Exons: 7
Coding region: 2699-3604 (301 amino acids)
Biological process (GO): phospholipase C-activating dopamine receptor signaling pathway; adenylate cyclase-modulating G protein-coupled receptor signaling pathway; action potential
Cellular component (GO): heterotrimeric G-protein complex
Molecular function (GO): guanyl nucleotide binding; G protein-coupled receptor binding; GTPase activity
Source: RefSeq, a predicted model, not a curated record